CUCUCCUUCUCCCUUUCCUUCUCUCUCUUUGUCCAGCUUCUCAGAGCUUUUAAAACAAACGUAUCAAUGGCUGUUGAAGCGUCUACAAAACGUCCCAGAGGAUCUCAGUACCUUGACACAGACGCUAACUUCGCGCCAACUGUUAAACGGAGGUCCGGCGCGUUUGGUUUAUCAUCAUCGUUGAUAAACGUUGAACUCUUAUGUCAGAUUCAAAACCAGCAACAAUUGGAGAUUGAUAGGUUCGUAGCUCAGCAAACGGAGAAGCUUAAAAUAGAUAUUGAAGCACGUCAGCGAACGCAAACGAUGAUGCUAGCGUCUGCGGUUCAAAACGCGAUAGCCAAGAAGGUAAAAGAGAAAGACGACGAAAUCGUACGGAUAAGAAACAUUAACUUAGUUUUACAAGAGCGAGUCAAGAGUCUCUAUGUUGAAAACCAAAUCUGGCGCGAUAUCGCUCAAAGCAACGAAGAACACGCUAACAACCUUAGAACAAACCUCGACCAAGUUCUGGCUCAAAUGGAAACGUUACAAACCGUAGCAACCGCUGUAGAAGACGAUGCCGAAUCUAGCUGCGGAAGUUGGGUUGAAGGUGGUGAAGCUAUAAGGGCGGUUAGUAGCGGUUGCAAGCGGUGCGGUGAGAGAGAAGGGAGUGUGUUGGUGUUACCUUGUCGUCAUUUGUGUUUGUGUACGGUUUGUGGUUCGGCUUCGUUACGAACUUGUCCGGUUUGUGGUUCGGUCAUGAACGCUAGUGUACAUGUUAACAUGUCUUCUUGACCGUCUAGAAGUUUUA
Brassica oleracea var. oleracea is the source of this 787-nucleotide messenger RNA. RefSeq names its product E3 ubiquitin-protein ligase BOI-like. Gene Ontology annotation, biological process: regulation of programmed cell death. NCBI's taxonomy places the organism in Eukaryota, Viridiplantae, Streptophyta, Magnoliopsida, Brassicales, Brassicaceae. The record is from RefSeq and is a predicted model, not a curated record. The transcript has a single exon. Bases 67 to 771 code for a protein of 234 amino acids. Gene Ontology annotation, molecular function: ubiquitin-protein transferase activity.